Botrytis sinoallii is the source of this 528-nucleotide messenger RNA. RefSeq lists its product as uncharacterized. The coding region runs from base 1 to 528 and encodes 175 amino acids. The record is from RefSeq and is a predicted model, not a curated record. Lineage: Eukaryota; Fungi; Ascomycota; Leotiomycetes; Helotiales; Sclerotiniaceae. The transcript is spliced from 3 exons.
AUGUAUCUCCCAAUCCUCUCUCUCACUCUCCUCCUCGGCCUCAGCGCCGCCAUCGCCGUCCCAGCCCCCAAUCCCGACUCGGCUCUCGAAGCCAAAGAUUUCAUCCCAAACAAGGUUUUGCGACAGGUGGUUCCGCGUCAGGGAAUCCCGCUCCCGGAACCAGAGGUGGAUAUUGAACCCCCGCGAGAUGAUGGUCUGGUUCCUUUUGCGGGAGGGGGACCCGUGGUCGGGAAGUGGGUGAAGCCUACUUUUACGCCGGGCCCGGAGGAUAAUAUCCCGCCGUUUAGUAAUAGUGUGGACUUGAAGAAGCGCGAUCUUGGACACACAAAAUCAAAUGCAUUCUGUCCUUACCCCGGUACAGCAUACUGCUGUAACCCUAACCCGGGCACAGGAGGAACCCUCUGCAAAUGGAAUGGUGAUGGACAUUUGUCCGGCUGUGAGUUGAUUACGGGUGGGGAGAGCGUUUGUUGUUCUACGCUUGGGUGUAAGGGGAUGAGUGGGUUGAAGGAACCGAUUACUACGGUUUAG